Messenger RNA from Echinops telfairi (small Madagascar hedgehog), 2833 nucleotides. Its product is annotated as zinc finger protein 501-like. The record is from RefSeq and is a predicted model, not a curated record. Gene Ontology annotation, cellular component: nucleus. Bases 303 to 1508 code for a protein of 401 amino acids. Lineage: Eukaryota; Metazoa; Chordata; Mammalia; Afrosoricida; Tenrecidae. Gene Ontology annotation, molecular function: RNA polymerase II transcription regulatory region sequence-specific DNA binding; DNA-binding transcription factor activity, RNA polymerase II-specific. Gene Ontology annotation, biological process: regulation of transcription by RNA polymerase II. The transcript is spliced from 3 exons.
ACCUGGCCUCCGUCGUCUCUCUAAACCUUCAUGAUGGAGAAGCGUUACCCAGUGAGUACAUACUGCUGCCCUUGCUGAAGAGCGGCGCCUGGCCCUCCGUUGUCGCGGAAAGCUCUAAAUCUCAAGUCAGCGAAGACCAGCACGAAGCCCAGGGCAUACAUGGGAGAAAUGACUGUGCAGAGGAGCCCCGUGAAAGGAAUCAGGGCGGGGAAACCUCUAUCCAGAUUCCAAAUCUGACGCUGUUUCAAAGCCGUCUUCCCAAAGGACAUGCAUUCCGGUGCUGCGAGCAUGGGGAAACCUUCAUGGGCCACUCCUCAUGGGAUCGUCACAUCAGGUCUCACACAGGAUGCAAUGCCUAUACCUGGGGUCAGUGUCCUGAAGCCUACAGUUGUCACGUUACCGUCACUGCCCCGCCGAGAACGAUUAAAAGUGAAAUAGCCCACGAUGAACAGGCAUGGGGGAAAGGUUUCACUAGUUCGUCCACGCUGACAAAUCUAGUGAGAACGAGCAGCAGCGGGGUGUGUGACGAGCGCCACAAUUGUGGCGAAGAUUCCUGUGGUGACCCCUCCUUGUGGACACCUGUGAGAAGUGAUGCGUGUGACGGCAAAGAAAGUCCUAAGUCCCAUCGCCGUCCUUCAUCCCCAGGCUUACGUGAAGCGCUUCACGGGUUUGAUGGGUCUUCCUCAUCGAAGGAAUGUGAGAAAGCGUUCCGCGCUUCCUCGCCCUUCGCUCAGCAAAUGCUAGUUCACAAAGAAGAGCGGGAUUAUGAACGUCAGGAAUACGAUCAAACCUAUGCUCCGUGUCCAAAACUUACCGUCCACCCACUUGAUGAAGAGAAGCCUUGUGGUUAUAAGGAAUUUGGGGCAACUUUUGGCUCUUCCUCCAACCUCGCUCAACACAUGCAAACUCACGGCAGAGAGAGGCGGUACAACUGCAAGGAAUGUGGGAAAACUUUCGGUCGAUCCUAUUGCCUCUCUGAACACAUACGGACUCACACUGGAGAGAGGCCUUACGAAUGUAAGGAAUGUGGGAAAGCCUUUACCACGUCCUCAAACCUCAUUAUACACAGAAGGAUUCACAGUGGGGAGCGGCCUUACGAAUGUAAAGUCUGUGGGAAAGCCUUCCGACGCUCCUCACACCUCACUACACACCUAAGGACGCACAGUGGAGAGAAGCCUUAUGAGUGUAAGCAGUGUGGGAAGACCUUUGGUUGUUCCUAUUACCUCUCGGAGCACGUCCGCACUCACAGUGGAGAGAGGCCGUAUCAGUGUAAGGAGUGUGGGAAAGCCUUCCGACGGUCCUCACACCUCACGAAUCACCUUAGAACGCACAGCGGAGAGAAGCCAUAUGAGUGUAAGCAGUGUGGGAAGACCUUUAGUCAGGCGGCAGGCAUCGCGAUACACCGGAGAACUCACCUCGGAGAGAAACCGUAUGCGUGUAAGAAAUGUGGUACGGACUUCCGUGUGCUCUCCGCGCUCACGACACACAUGCAGAUUCACAGUGGAUAGAGCCUGACGAAUGUGGGAAAGCCUUCCGUCCUUCUCAGCCCUUGCUCAUCAUGUGUGAACUCACGGUGCAGGAAAGUUGUCUAAGCGCACGGAACGUGGGAAGGUCCUUUGGAUUCCUCAUGCUUCGCUCAACAACAUACAAGCACUCACGUCCGGAGUGAGACCUGGUGAGUUGUGAGGGGUUUGGGGACAUCCUUAGGCAAGACAGUAACCUUGCCACACACUGAAAAAGCCUCUACGUGGGCACCUUACGGAUGCAAGAAACGUGGGAACAUCUUAAGGCACGCCAGUAACCUCAUUGCCCAUAAAAGCAGCCACAGCAAAGAGGCCCUAGGAAUCUAGGUGGCGUGGGUAAGAAUUUGCUUAUUCACUGCUUCUGGCUUACUGGAAUUCACCAUGGGAAAGAUUAUUGUAGGUAAAGAGUGGGGGCUUUCAUCCUUCCUGCUAUAAAUAUAAAUAGCAAAUUUCCUGAAAGUGCAUGAGGGAAGAACGAAGCUUCCCGGUGAGUAAGAACGAAGGCUGCAGAAGGGGGGAUAAUCCCUCGCUCGUGCCUGCAGCAAUGUCAAGGUGGGUCUUGUCUGACCACCUCUGGCUUCAGUAGGCAGAAGGAGAGUCCAACACCGAAUCAGCCCAAGGCCAAGUGCAAUAACAUGGGGCAGUUAGGCCUCCACCCUCCAUCUUUUUUUUUUUUUACCCUGUUCUGACAGGAGCCUUUCUCCCCACGGUGCCCUCCUGCCCUGCUGGGUUCUGUGAUCCAUAGCAGUGACCACACACACAGAAUUCUCAACCAGGAGGGGAAGUUGACUGAUGGUCACACAUCAGGAUGAGCAGACUGUGGAGGAUACAGUUUUCGAUCCAUAGCGGGACCUCUUAGCCACUCGUCGAGCCUGUCUCUGGUUCUCGUACUGUCAGUAACCCCUUCCCUUGGCCUCUUCGUCCUUGGGCCAUGAAGCCCAGCUGCUGCUCUGCCUCCCUGCUACCUCUUCUCAGCAGUGGGACUCCUCUGCUCAGGUCCCCCAGACAUGGCCAUGACUUCUGCUGCCUUCGCCACGUAGGGCAGGGCUCUUGAAGUGCUUCCUUGGCGGCUGUUCCUCCUUCAUGGGCCCAGUAAUUCUCUCUGUUCCUGCUGGUUCUCCUAUUUCCAUGUGGGGGAUCUGACCAAUCUCCGACUUAUAGCCCUCUAUACUUUAUGUUGACGGCACCACCCAACCAUUGGGUGGGUGUUAAUGAGACGUGGCUAAACCAAAAAUCCAGACACUGCCAUCCAGUGGGUGCUGACUCACAGCGACCCUGUUGGGGAGGGUAAAACUGCUCCUCUGGGUUUC